Messenger RNA from Cucumis sativus (cucumber), 1704 nucleotides. RefSeq names its product inactive protein RESTRICTED TEV MOVEMENT 2. Lineage: Eukaryota; Viridiplantae; Streptophyta; Magnoliopsida; Cucurbitales; Cucurbitaceae. The transcript has 2 exons. The coding region runs from base 73 to 1542 and encodes 489 amino acids. The record is from RefSeq and is a predicted model, not a curated record.
UAUGUGCUACAUCCUCAUUAUUCAACCAAAAAUUAAAGCACACAUCUCAAUAAGAAAAGAAAGAAGAAAACUAUGAGUUGGUUUGGGAAAACCUCCUCAAAAGUAGUAGAAAGCAAAAGUGAGAUGGAAAGUCAUGGCAUAAUAUUCGAAACUAUCAAAUUUCAUCGGGAUCGUAAAGAAUACGAGCUUCUCAUUCACCUCCCAGGUUGCGCAAAGGAUUUGAUAAAAUUAACUUACGAGAGGUCGUCGGGAGUGCUUAAGCUGCAGGGAAAGCAAAAAAUAGAUUUCGUUCACCGAUUUCCUAUUCCGAUCGAUUGCUUGGCCACCGGAAUCUAUGGCCGAUUUCGAGGUGAAGUUCUUCACAUCAUUAUGCCCACAUCAAGGCAAGAAGGUGAUCAACCAUCUUUGUGUGAUCGUAAAUCGACGGAGCAGGUAGGGGAAGAUCGCGAAAAUUUACCUGCUAGUGUUCCGGAAUCAUUGCCGUCCCAUCAGAAAUCAACAGACGAACUGACGGGAGGAGGAGGAAAAGAUCGCGGUAAAUCACCUGCUAGUGUUCUGGAACCAUCGUCGUCCGAUCAGAAAUCAACUGAGAAAUUGACGGAAAGAGGAAAAGAUCACGACGAAUUAUCUGCUAGGGUAUUGUCGUCAUUGGCGCAGUCUGAUCAGGAAACGGCGGAGAAGUUGAGGCAAAGAGACAAUGAACUAUUUCCCGAAAUCUCCGAGCGGCAACCGUCCGUUCGAAAACCGAGCACCACAGUAAAGGAACUCACAGAAAAUUACCAAAAGAACAUCUCCAAAACUUCCUCCGCACCAUCAACGCCACGUACGGCUGCUCCAGCGCCAUGGAAUCGAUCGAGAAAAGAAGAGGGAAAAGAUCAAGUGGCAUCGUCUGAUCAGAAAAAUGCGGAACGGGGAGACCUUCAACCGGAAAAUUCAGUCGUGCAGAACGAGAAGAAAUUAAGAAAGGGAGAUUCUAGAUGCGUGCAAAUCACCUUGGACGAACAACGGGAAAUUAAACCAGAGUUGAGUAAAUCCGACCACAAAGAUGCUAAAAAGGACGGAAACGAAGGUAGCGCUAAAAUGGAGAAAAUGUUGGAUGCUUCAAAGGCUAAAGAAGAAGCUAAAAAGGAAAGAAUAGUAGAUGAAUCAAAGGCCAAAGAAGAAGCUAAAAAGGAAAGAACAGUAGAUGAAUCAAAGGCCAAAGAAGAAGCUAAAAAGGAAAGAAUAGUAGAUGAAUCAAAGGCUAAAGAAGAAGCUAAAAAGGAAAGAAUAGUAGAUGAAUCAAAGGCUAAAGAAGAAGCUAAAAAGGAAAGAAUAGUAGAUGAAUCAAAGGCUAAAGAUGAUAAAAGGGAGAAGAAAAAACCUAGUGUUAAGGGGAAGGGAACCUUAGAUGUGGUGGUGGCAAGAGUGAAGGAAAUGGGGAAGACGGCGUUAGAGGCUGCAAAGAAAGAAGAAAACCGGGCAAUGGUCAUUGCUGGGGCUGCUGCUGUUUUGGCCCUUUUCGUAAUUGGAGCUUCAUUGAGAAAAAAACCCAAAAAAUAAUUAAUAUUGUAAAACUACACCUCUUCAAAUUUAAUUUUAAUUUAUGUAUAUAUAUAUAACAAAUAAACGAGCAUAGGUUAUUAAUGCUUAUAGUAUCAAUGUAGAAGUGUGAGAAAUCAACCAUAAAUUAACAAUACUAACUAAAUUUAUAAUUGAUGAAAA